This is a messenger RNA of Limanda limanda (common dab), 5515 nucleotides long. RefSeq names its product FERM domain containing 4A (gene frmd4a). Gene Ontology annotation, cellular component: cytoskeleton; adherens junction; bicellular tight junction. The coding region runs from base 1 to 3300 and encodes 1099 amino acids. Lineage: Eukaryota; Metazoa; Chordata; Actinopteri; Pleuronectiformes; Pleuronectidae. The record is from RefSeq and is a predicted model, not a curated record. The transcript has 24 exons. Gene Ontology annotation, biological process: establishment of epithelial cell polarity.
AUGGAGGCCGUGUUGUUGAGUCUAGACGAGGCGAUCUUUACUCGGCAGGGUCUGCUGUGGACUCUCACCUCCACGGCCUUGCAACGCUUGCGUGUGCAUGCCAGGAACCUUCCUGGACCCCUGCACCUAUUUCACACAAACAGGUGUGUGCCUAGGCCACUGUACCAGAUGACAGAGGGGAGGCGAUGUCAGGUCCAUCUCCUCGACGACAGGAAGCUGGAGCUCCUGGUACAGCCCAAGCUGAUGGCAAAGGAUUUGCUGGAUCUCGUGGCCUCUCACUUCAACCUCAAGGAGAAGGAGUACUUUGGAAUCGCAUACACAGACGAAACGGGCCAUUUUAGUUGGCUGCAGUUGGACCGCAGGGUAUUAGAACAUGAGUUUCCCAAGAAGUCUGGUCCUAUUGUCCUCUACUUUUGUGUCAGAUUCUACAUAGAGAGUAUAUCCUACCUGAAGGACAAUGCCACUAUUGAGCUUUUCUUUCUUAAUGCAAAAUCCAUCAUCUACAAGGAGCUUAUUGAGGUGGACAGUGAGAUUGUCUUUGAAUUGGCUUCCUAUAUUGCACAAGAGGCCAAAGGUGAUUUCACCAGCAAUGAUGCAACAAGGUGUGACCUGAAAAAGCUGCCUGCUCUGCCCACCCAGGCCCUAAAGGAGCACCCAUCCCUGGCCUACUGUGAAGACCGGGUCGCAGAGCAUUACAAGAAGCUCAACGGGCAGUCCAGGGGCCAAGCUAUUGUAAAUUAUAUGAGCAUUGUAGAGUCUCUGCCCACAUAUGGAGUACAUUACUAUGCUGUUAAGGACAAGCAGGGGAUCCCUUGGUGGUUGGGUCUGAGCUAUAAAGGCAUCUUUCAGUAUGACCACCAGGACAAGAUCAAGCCCCGGAAGGUGUUCCAAUGGCGUCAGCUGGAGAACCUCUAUUUCCGAGAGAAGAAGUUUUCAGUGGAAGUUCAUGACCCCAGAAGGGCGUCGGUGACAAGAAGGACGUUUGGUCACAGUGGCAUCGCUGUGCAUACGUGGUACGCCUGUCCCGCCCUCAUCAAGUCCAUCUGGGCCAUGGCCAUCAGCCAACACCAGUUCUACCUGGACCGCAAGCAGAGCAAGUCAAAGAUCCACGCAGCACGGAGCUUGAGUGAAAUUGCGAUAGACCUCACGGAAACAGGAACUCUGAAGACCUCCAAACUUGCCAACAUGGGCAGCAAGGGCAAGAUUAUCAGUGGCAGCAGUGGCAGUCUGCUCUCCUCAGGCUCUCAGGAAUCCGACAGCUCCCAGACAGCUAAGAAGGACAUGCUGGCAGCACUAAGGGCCAGGCAGGAAGCUCUGGAGGAAACGCUAAAACAGAGACUAGAGGAACUGAAGAACAUCUGCAUCAGAGAGGCGGAACUGACAGGAAAGCUUCCGAAGGAAUAUCCUCUGGAUGUGGGAGAGGAGCCGCCCACAGUGAGAAGAAAGAUCGGUACGGCCUUCAAACUGGACGAGCAGAAGAUUCUUCCUAAGGGAGAGGAAGAGGAGCUGGAGCGGUUGGAGCGGGAGUUUGCCAUUCAGUCCCAGAUCACAGAGGCAGCCCGGCGUCUGGCCAGCGAUCCUCACCUAACCAGUAAGAAGCUGAAGAAACAGAGGAAGACGUCUUAUCUGAACGCACUGAAGAAGCUCCAGGAAAUUGAGAACUCUAUCAAUGAUUGCCGGGUUCGCUCUGGAAAGAAACCAACGCAGAGAGCAUCACUUAUCAUUGAAGAAGCCAAUAUUGGUUCUGAAGACAGCUCACUGUCCGACGCACUGGUUUUAGAUGAUGAUGACCCUCAAGUUACAGGAACCCCCACCUUCUCUCCGGUAGCAUCCCCUCACAAGGGCCUCCCUCCUCGGCCUCCAUCUCACAGUCGGCCCCCCCCACCGCAGUCCCUGGACGGCCUGCGACACCUGCACUACACACGCUCGGACUACGACAAAUCACCCAUCAAGCCCAAGAUCUGGAGUGAAUCGUCACUGGAUGAGCCCUAUGAAAAAGUCAAGAAACGCUCCUCUCACCCAAGGCGUUUCCCGAGCUCGGGCAGUGCAGAGGCAGGAGGCAGUAACUCUCUGCAGAGCAGCCCCAUCAGGAGCCUCCCUCUCUGGAACUCUCAGUCCAGCAUGCCGUCGACCCCGGACCUGAGGACUAGGAACCCACACUAUGUACAUUCUACUCGGUCAGUGGACAUCAGUCCAACCCGUCUGCACAGUCUCGCUCAGCACUUUAGGAACCGCAGCUCCAGCCUCGAGUCCCAGGGCAAGCUGCUCAUGUCCGACCCUGACACACACCCGCACGCCCUGGGAACACUGGGCAGUCCGGACUUCUUCCUGGUCCCAGGACGCUCCAAUGGCUCUGACCCACUGGAUGACUGCUCAUCGUGCACCAGCCACAGCAGCUCAGAGCAUUACUACCCCGCUGGCGGACCCCCUGGCAGCAACCCCAACUACUCUACUCUGGGAGAGGACUCACCCUCCAAAGCCAGGCAGAGGCAGAGGCAAAGGCACAGGUCUGCUGGAAACCUGGGUUCCUCUAACUCCGGCUCCAUGCCAAACCUGGCAGCUAAGAACGGCUCUGUCGGAGGAUCCGGUGGAGGCAGCAUCGGGGGGGGACACCACGGAGUUUACCUCCACAGCCAGAGCCAGCCCUCCUCUCAGUACCGCAUCAAGGAGUACCCGCUGUACGUGGAGGGCAGCCCCAACCCCGUGGUGGUGCGCAGCCUGGAGAGCGACCAGGAGGGCCACUACAGCGUGAAGGCCCAGUUCAAGACCUCCAGCUCCUACACCGCGGGGGGACUGUACAAGGAGGCCUGGGGGGGAGAGGAAGGAGGAGAGGGCAGCGGCCGUCUCACGCCGUCGCGCUCGCAAAUCGUUCGGACUCCGUCAUUGGGGCGAGAGGGUGGUGGAGGAGGAGGGGGGAGGACAGCGGUAUCUGAUGAACUACGAUGCUGGUACCAAAGGUCCUCAGGGAGCGUGAAGGAGAGGAAUCAUUCCCACUCGGGGUCCACCUCCUCCGAGACGGGGUCGCAGCAAGGCACUCUGGGACAUGGACGAGGGAGCAGAGUAGGGGCGCUCGCCAAGGGCUCACCAGCUGCGUCCCCUCACAGCCAGAGGAGUAUGACGCCCUCCAGUGAACACGCAGCCACGCCCACUCCCACUCCCCCCUGUAGCCCACAGCACAUCCUCAACUGGCAGAGCGGGUCGUUCAGUGACAGCUGUUUUCCCAGCAGCCCCCUGUGUGCAGAGCUGGCAGAUGUGCAGUGGUACGGACACGACAAGGCCAAACCUGGAACCCUGGUCUGAGACCUUCCUUUAGAAGCCGAGAAAAGUCCCGUGGCCCUCUCCUACUGCCUCUCCACUGUCCCUCACUACUACACAUCGACAACCAACAACCUCAUCCUUAAAACCCUACAAGAUCCUGCCCCGACCGGACUGGUGGACUGGAUAUGAGCCUUCCUCCUCCUCCCUAUGUCCCGCCCUCCAUCCAUUUCCUCCUCUUUAUUAUGCCCCCUCCUCUAUCACAGCUCAGCCAGACAGGGACACACUCACUGGGCUCUGAUUAGGGCGGAUUUCAUCAGACAGACUGAGAAGUGCCACCUCAGCUGUUGAACAGUUGCCCUACAGCACCAAGGAGCUCCGUCUGUACCCCCCCUCUCAAUGGGAGCAGGGGGAAGAAGCGAUGGGGAUAGAGAGCACAGAAACUCAAACUCAACUAAAUUCAAGCAUCGGCCAUUUCCAGGAUCCGCUUCAUAUCUCAUCUCCCUCCCUAAUAUAACAAACUUUAGUGCAUUGCCAACAAAUCAUUACUGGAUUUGAGCCACCAGUUUAUAACCCAUUCCCUGCCCUCAAACAAACUGUGUUGGUCCUCAUUCCUCCCAUCAGUGUUGUUUGUCUUGUUUCCGUUCGUUAAUUUCUCCCCUGCGUAAUUAUAAAUAAGAAACAGAUGACACCAACUUUUCAAAAAUCGGGAUUAACACACAUGACUCUUCUCAGUUUUUAACCCACAACCAAAGACAACUACUGGAUUGACUGGUCACACCUUGAGGAUAAGAGCGACUGUGAAUUCGCAGGACGGUUUCUGGGACGCUGUGGGGAAUAUUUACGAGGACUAUAGCAAUAACAAACAAUGUACAAGCCUACGAAGUGGUGUGUAAAAUCCUGAGUGAACUGAAGCACGUGUUCUCUGCCUUGUGAUGCCUGGAGUCGAGGCUCCUCAGUGCAUCUCGGGGAGAAUAUGGUGUUUUGGUUAUUGUGUUUGGCAUCAAGCUCCGUUGCUCUUCGUACGUGUCUGGUCCUUACACGAUUCCUCUGUCCGUAACGGUUUGUUUGGCCGCAUGGUGGUGGAGGACGAACAGUGCUGGAGCUUCAUCUUUUAACGUGACCACACACGAUCACAGUUACUGCAACCUUUCAUUCCUGCUCUCCACAUCUUUCAUCUCCCGCCCUGACAGAAGGAGAUGAUGUGGCUGUUGACACCUGCUGGCAUGACUUGUAGUUUGACAUUGAGGCUGUAAAGUGAUAAAUCUCAACAGUGAAUCAUCUUGUUUUUAUCACUGCUGUCUCCUCUUUGGUCUUGGAUUUAUUUAGCAGCUCUCACCACGCUGGGUGUUUGCAUCAGUCCCUCUGUAGCACUGUGUCUUCUCCUCUUUCUGUCCGUCUCUUCAGCAUGACAGCAGCAUCCUGACUGAACACACGCAGUCUGAACUCAGUGCUGGACAGAUCACCCGCUGACUGUCGAAAUACUUUGCAUCUAUGGGCACACACGAGUACUAAUAUAUUUGUGCCAAACAUGUUACACGUGUACUGUAUUCAGCGCUGGAACGGCAAUUUGUUUGAGCUGUAGAUCCUUCAAAUCCCCACAGUGCAUAGACAUCCUAUUAAACAGCAAGGAAGCCAGAUUCUGCUUCACAUACGAUUUGGCAUCAGAUGGCCUGUUAAGGAAGUCGACUGUACUUUGGUUUUAAAGCACAACGUUAACAGUGUGUGAGGGCUGGAGCUACUGCUGUUGUAUGUUCUCAUUUUCCACUCUCACCUAGUGAUGAGUUGUAUCGAGGUGCAAACAGGCAACUAGAAAAGCUAGAACCGCAGACGAGGCGUUAAAUAACCGUAUCUUUUACAGCACAUAGAUUCAUGAAUAGUUCAUAUUACCACAGUGUCCGGGCAGACGACAAGCCAUAAUAAGAAGUGAGGGAAAAAAGCCUCUUGAGACGGAGUGACUUAUUUUAUCGCACGUCCCAAAACAACAAUCACAUAUUCAGAACAGGGUUAGAAAAGCACACCUGGUUUUGUACAAAGGAAGUUGAACUGUGCAUGUUCUUGCUGUCCCCGAACCGGUUCCCCUUCGCUCCCCAGAACAAGGGUGACCCGCUGUUCCGUCUUCGCACAAAAUGUGAAGAUAACGACAGAUUCUGGAUAAAUCGUGUAUCUGGCUGGGGUCGUCGGCGCGCAUCUUCCUCUGGCCCUCGCUGUGGUGUUUCCUUUAUGCACAGCUGUUGUAAUCUGCCACUUUCUAGACUAU